CUGGCCGUGCCCGCGGCCGCGCGGGGCUGCCCGCCGGAACCCGCGGAGCGCCGCUCAUGCGAGACCCCCGCGGGCCGGGCCGAGCGCUGUGACCCCCGGCCGGGCCAGGCAUGUGAAGAUGUCAGUGGGCUGUGCAUGCCCUGGCUGUUCCUCUAAGUCAUUCAAGCUGUACUCGCCAAAGGAGCCCCCGAACGGCAACGCCUUCCCCCCUUUCCACCCGGGCACCAUGCUGGAUCGAGAUGUGGGUCCUACUCCCAUGUACCCACCGACGUACCUGGAGCCUGGAAUCGGGAGGCACACGCCGUACGGGAACCAGACUGACUACAGGAUAUUCGAGCUCAACAAGCGGCUGCAGAACUGGACAGAGGAAUGUGACAAUCUGUGGUGGGAUGCCUUUACCACGGAGUUCUUUGAGGAUGACGCCAUGUUAACAAUCACUUUCUGCUUGGAGGAUGGACCAAAGAGAUACACGAUUGGCCGGACUCUGAUUCCCCGUUACUUCCGCAGCAUCUUUGAAGGGGGGGCCACAGAGCUCUACUAUGUGCUCAAGCACCCCAAGGAGUCCUUCCACAACAACUUCGUCUCGCUGGAUUGUGACCAGUGCACCAUGGUCACGCAGCACGGCAAGCCCAUGUUCACCCAGGUGUGUGUGGAGGGGCGGCUCUACCUGGAGUUCAUGUUUGACGACAUGAUGAGGAUAAAGACGUGGCAUUUCAGCAUCCGCCAGCAUCGAGAGCUCAUCCCUCGCAGCAUCCUUGCCAUGCAUGCACAGGACCCCCAGAUGCUGGACCAGUUAUCCAAGAACAUCACCCGCUGUGGGCUCUCAAACUCCACACUCAACUACCUCCGACUCUGUGUAAUCCUAGAACCAAUGCAGGAGCUCAUGUCACGGCACAAGACUUACAGCCUCAGUCCCCGGGAUUGCCUCAAGACUUGCCUCUUCCAGAAGUGGCAGCGGAUGGUCGCUCCGCCUGCGGAGCCAGCACGGCAGCAGCCAAGCAAGCGCCGGAAAAGGAAGAUGUCGGGGGGCAGCACCAUGAGCUCCGGUGGGGGAAACACCAACAACAGCAACAGCAAGAAGAAGAGCCCAGCCAGCACCUUUGCCCUGUCCAGUCAGGUACCUGAUGUGAUGGUGGUAGGCGAGCCCACGCUGAUGGGGGGGGAAUUUGGGGAUGAGGAUGAGCGGCUCAUCACCCGGCUGGAGAACACGCAGUUUGACGCCGCCAACGGCAUCGACGACGAGGACAGCUUCAACAACUCGCCGGCGCUGGGGGCCAACAGCCCCUGGAACAGCAAACCGCCCUCCAGCCAGGAGAGCAAGUCAGAGAACCCCACGUCGCAGGCGUCGCAGUAACGGCCCCCCCGCCGCCCCGUGGACUCAGUCCCAACCGAUCUACCUGUACAUUUGCAACGGAGAGUAACUGGGAAGCGGCGAGGUACUGGGGGCAGAUUGGCGGGUGCACGGCCAGGAGAGCAGCCCCCAGCCCUCUGCCCCCGCCGCCUCCCCGCUCCCCCCACGCCUGCCUCCCUGCCGGACCCCAGUGCAGGGGUGGGUUUCCGGGGCUGUAGCUGCGUUAUUCCCUCUUCUCCCUCUUCCUCCCUGCUUCUUCCCUGGAGAGCUUCUCAUCCCUGCCCCCCAAUGUGCCCAGCCCCUGCCCGCUGGAAUUAGGUGGGAGGUGUCAGCAGCAGCUGGCAUGACCGGGAAGCCGGCAGUGUGCUGCUGCAGUGUAUUGGGGUCUGGCACAGCCCAGAUACCCUCCUCUUCCUCUUUCCUCCUGGGUCCUAUGGCUGGGGUUUGCUGGGCAGCCGCCUGCAGCGGGGUUGCACAUCCCCAGCCCGACGUGGGGCUGGUGGAGGGUGACCAGUGAUGGAAAGCCUUCCCUGUGCCACCAGCUCUGCCGCGAAGCCUGCUCCAUCCGGGGUCGGAUCCUGCUGCGCUGGGGUGGUGUUGGGGAUAAGGGCCUGUCGGAAUCCCUGCUUUCCUGCACCCUCCCCUUCCCCUCGCUCCUAGGGGCAAGAGCGCAGCAGGGCUGGGGGGAAUUCUGUAUACAAGAAGUGUGUGGUGGGGGGGCUUGAUGGAGCUGGACGGGGUCACAGAGGACCCACACCUCUGCUGUAGCUCCCUGCCCCUGUGUGCCCCUGCCCCGUGUGAGUCCGCCUGGGGCCCCUUUGCAGCCCCUGGUACCUCCUUCUUUUGUCUUUUUUAAGAAAAAGAAAAAAAAUAAUAUUAUUAAAAUUGUAAGUUUAAAAAAAAGGAAAAAAAAUGGGAAAGCCCCUCCCCCCCCCGAGCCCUUUCUCCGGUUCCCCCCUCCCUGCCCUGAACCCUCCCACCCUGUCCUGACUUUUGUACAGGCUUCUUCUCUUGGGAGUCUCGUUUUAUAUCCAGUUCGGAGAGCUUCAAACCAAGGAGAGACUUUGCAGACUUCCUUUCUAAAUCCCUCCAGGGGCCGGGGGGGGUCAGCCCCCCCGCUCCCCCUCCUCAAUGUAAAUCUUGUGUGCUGUUGUCCCCGCUCCCUCCCUCGGGUUCGUGUACCUCGUGCUUGUACAUUUCCGCGCUGUAGACAGUGUGUACGAUACUGUUCUUUCAAUGUGUUAUCCCUAGAGCAGGUGCCUCCAUUGAUGUUAGGGGAAACGAUGAGAAAAAUAAUAAUAAUUUUGGGGUUUUUUUUUGGUUUAAAAAAAAAAAAAAGGAAAAAAAAAUAAUCC
Messenger RNA from Melopsittacus undulatus (budgerigar), 2706 nucleotides. RefSeq names its product LIM domain binding 1 (gene LDB1). Gene Ontology annotation, cellular component: nucleus; transcription regulator complex. Gene Ontology annotation, molecular function: LIM domain binding. Lineage: Eukaryota; Metazoa; Chordata; Aves; Psittaciformes; Psittaculidae. The transcript has 11 exons. The record is from RefSeq and is a predicted model, not a curated record. Bases 119 to 1354 code for a protein of 411 amino acids. Gene Ontology annotation, biological process: negative regulation of transcription by RNA polymerase II; positive regulation of transcription by RNA polymerase II; nervous system development.